Molecule: messenger RNA, 1562 nt
Organism: Ornithodoros turicata
Lineage: Eukaryota; Metazoa; Arthropoda; Arachnida; Ixodida; Argasidae
Gene: aay
Product: phosphoserine phosphatase-like
Exons: 6
Coding region: 93-860 (255 amino acids)
Biological process (GO): dephosphorylation; L-serine biosynthetic process
Cellular component (GO): cytoplasm
Molecular function (GO): L-phosphoserine phosphatase activity; magnesium ion binding
Source: RefSeq, a predicted model, not a curated record
CGGUGUCGCGACUGGCUAUUUGCGAGUCCCCGCCUCCUGGCAGGUUGGUGAUUGGUCGCGCCGCACCAUCUGCUUCGAGAUACUGGCCACGGAUGCUCAAUCUCUUCGCCAGAUCAAUUGCCAUCCGUGCACGACCGAGUGUGAUUCGACGUACAGUCAUGCCUGGAUCAGUGAACGAAAAGCUUACGGAGAGUCAGACCCGCGCAAUGUGGCGCGCAGCUGAUUGUGUUUGCUUCGACGUCGAUUCCACCGUGUGCAUGGAUGAGGCAAUUGAUGAACUGGCCAAGUUUGCAGGAAGAGACAAAGAAGUCGCCGAGCUCACCAAUAGAGCUAUGAAAGGUGGCAUGACCUUCAGGGAAGCCCUGGAACGGCGGCUAGACCUCAUGAAACCAACUGCUCGUAUGUUGCAAGACUACAUCGAACAGAACCCACCCAGGCUAUCAGAUGGCAUUGAGGAACUUGUUGCACAGCUGCAAUCAAGGGGUGUAGCUGUCUACCUCGUAUCUGGAGGCUUCCGCUCCAUCAUAGAGGGUGUUGCGGAUGAGCUCGGCAUUCCACGAAAGAACAUCUUUGCCAAUCAGUUGAAGUUCUACUUCAACGGAGACUAUGCCGGAUUUGAUGAGAAACAGCCAACGUCACACCAGGACGGCAAAGCCAGGGUCGUGUCUUAUCUCAGGCAGAAGUACGGCUUCCAGCGCAUAGUUAUGGUCGGCGACGGAGCAACAGAUUUAGCAGCAUGCCCUCCCGCUAAUGCCUUUGUCGGCUACGGGGGCAACGAAGUCCGCGACAAGGUCAAGAAAGGAGCAUCGUGGUUUGUGUACAGCUUCCACGAACUAGUGCAGGAGCUGAAUAGGAACUGACACGAAGGGAAAUGUUAAUUUGAGCAUAUUUAUUUUUCUGUACAGUUUUAAAUGCUUAUAGGAGUUGCAUUACUUAAGAGUAGAGCCUGAAGUUUUAGGGUUUUACCCGAUUCUUCCCCGAAUUGAAGGUUGCCUCUUUAGGGUGAAACCCGAUUUUUACUCGGCAAAUUGCCCUCACUGGGAUGUCUGUAGGAAUGCAUUAAUUUACUUGUUUGGCAGAAAAAUUCAGUUACAUCACCAUUUGUACCAAACCACUACAGUUAGUUGAGUAACUGAGCCCGAUUUCACCCCGAAUUUAGCAUACUGGAAGUUUUUUCACCCGAAUUCGCAUGAAUUUAGUGCACAUGUUUAUUUACCCGAUUUUUACCCCCCAAAUUUAGAGAAAAAUAUUUCCCGAAAACUUCAGGCUCUAGUUAAGAGUUGUCACUUUUAACUGUGUAAUUCAGCCUGCAGCACUAUCCUCACUGAAAGUGGGGCUGCACAAUCCUUAAAAAACAAGAGCAAAGAUCUGUUCUCACGUUGUUGAUAGCUAUGUUCUGACGACGAUUAGAACGACCCUUUCGUAGCACAUUUCACUGCCUGCAGAAUAUAGUGCAUAAGUGAAGUUGUUUUUUUAAAUAUUUUUUAUGGAUCUCCCUGUUGUAUAUAUGAAUUAAUGUGUCAACAUAAACUAACAAUAAAAAUGCAAGUCUCCUUUCGUCA